GGCAGGCUAGAAGCCUCAGCUCUAGCAGGUAGCCAAAGCUACGGGACAGGUGUGCGGAGAGAGAUUGCUGGGGAACUUGCAGCCUCCCGGCAUGCUUGGACUUUAUCCUUGUGUGUGAACAUUAUUCAGGGGCCACUGGGUCCAAGAAAGAGAACAGUAGUCUGGGUCCUGAGAACCUGACUGGGGCUCCCUCAGGAAGGCUGCACGAGUACCGAUUGCUGACCCAUGGGGUCUAGAUUACUGCCAGCCUGGCUGGUUCCUGGAGACAUGAUUAGAAGUUCCUCAGAGAGGCUGUACCAUCAUCUUGGAUGAAGAUGAGACGCUACAAGCUCUUUCUCAUGUUCUGUAUGGCCGGCCUGUGCCUCAUCUCCUUCCUGCACUUCUUUAAGACCUUAUCCUAUGUCACCUUCCCCAGAGAGCUGGCCUCCCUCAGCCCUAACCUCGUAUCCAGCUUCUUCUGGAACAAUGCCCCCGUCACUCCACAGGCCAGUCCAGAGCCGGGUGGCCCCGACCUGUUGCGGACCCCACUGUACUCGCACUCCCCCUUGCUCCAGCCACUGUCCCCCAGCAAGGCCACGGAGGAGCUGCACCGGGUGGAGUUCGUGUUGCCGGAGGACACCACCGAGUAUUUUGUGCGCACCAAAGCCGGAGGGGUCUGCUUCAAACCAGGUACCAGGAUGCUGGAGAAACCUUCUUCAGGCCGGACAGAGGAGAAGCCGGAGGUGGCUGAGGGCUCCUCGGCCCGGGGUCCUGCUCGGAGGCCAAUGCGACACGUGUUGAGUGUGAGGGAACGCCCGGGCAGCCGAGGCACCAGGCGCAAGUGGGUUGAGUGUGUGUGCCUGCCAGGCUGGCACGGCCCCAGCUGCGGGGUGCCUACUGUGGUGCAGUAUUCCAACCUGCCCACCAAGGAGCGCCUGGUACCCAGGGAGGUGCCCAGGCGGGUUAUCAACGCCAUCAACAUCAACCACGAGUUCGACCUGCUGGACGUGCGCUUCCAUGAGCUGGGCGACGUGGUGGACGCCUUCGUGGUGUGCGAAUCCAACUUCACCGCCUACGGGGAGCCCCGGCCACUGAAGUUCCGCGAGAUGCUGACCAAUGGCACCUUCGAGUACAUCCGCCACAAGGUGCUGUACGUCUUCCUGGACCACUUCCCCCCCGGGGGCCGUCAGGACGGCUGGAUCGCAGACGACUACCUGCGCACCUUUCUCACCCAGGAUGGGGUCUCCCGCUUGCGCAACCUGCGGCCGGAUGACGUCUUCAUCAUCGACGACGCAGACGAGAUCCCUGCGCGGGACGGCGUGCUGUUCCUCAAGCUCUACGACGGCUGGACGGAGCCCUUCGCCUUCCACAUGCGCAAGUCCCUCUAUGGCUUCUUCUGGAAGCAGCCGGGCACGCUGGAGGUGGUGUCGGGCUGCACGGUUGACAUGCUGCAGGCCGUCUACGGCCUGGACGGCAUCCGCCUGCGCCGCCGCCAGUACUACACCAUGCCCAACUUCCGGCAGUACGAGAACCGCACGGGCCACAUCCUGGUGCAGUGGUCUCUGGGCAGCCCGCUGCACUUCGCGGGCUGGCACUGCUCCUGGUGCUUCACCCCCGAGGGCAUCUACUUCAAGCUCGUGUCGGCGCAGAACGGCGACUUCCCGCGCUGGGGUGACUAUGAGGACAAGAGGGACCUCAAUUACAUCCGGGGCUUGAUUCGCACUGGGGGAUGGUUCGACGGCACGCAGCAGGAGUACCCUCCUGCAGACCCCAGCGAGCACAUGUAUGCUCCCAAAUACCUGCUCAAGAACUAUGACCAGUUUCGCUACCUUCUGGACAACCCCUACCGGGAGCCCAAGAGCACUGUGGAGGGUGGGCGCCGGAACCUGGGCUCCGACGGGAGGUUACUUGCUGCCAGGGGCAAGCUGGAUGCCGUGGAGGGCUAGCGCUGCGCAAUUUCACAGGGCCGGGCAGGCUGGGAUGAUGAUUGCUCUGGUGUUCUCUUUGGCUUCGUAGUGUCCCCGGGGGCUCUUGACAGAGCCAGGAGUCCUUGGAAAUGGCCCCCUCUGCUCAAGGCCCGUGGAAUUAAGGGUUAGGCCUUUCAGCCCGGAACAGAAAGGAAAAAUUAAUCUUUUCCGUUAGAGGAGAGAGCAAGCCCAGGAAUCUAUGCAGCAUUUUGUCCCCAAGAGUGCUGUAGGCAAGAGGUGUGCCUGGAGAGCAUAGGGGGGUCUUCUGGGGCUGGGUGAACCUUCAGUCUAGUUGAGAGAAACCCACCUUUGACAUUCUGGACUGUUGGCCUGUAAUGGAAAAGGAGGUAUGCUAUGCCAGGAGUUCCCAGGGUACUGUAUAUAAACGCAUUUGGGUCCAGAAGCGAGAAGAGCCUAGAAAGAAGGGACUAGAAAGUGUCUGCUCUUGACCUUGGCCAAGAAGUUAGGGAAGUGUUUGAAAAUGGCAUCCUGAAGAGUGAGAGAGAGAGAGCAAGCACUUUGCAGCUUCCUCAGAAGUGCUGGACCCAAGAAAUGAGGUCACUGCUGGCGGGGAGGAUGGAGCUAGUGGCUGUCAGUGACCCUGCCUCUGUAAGCAGGCUGUGGAAUCUUCCUCUGAUUCCAAAUCUAGCCUUGAUGGUUUUUCUCACUUUUCCUGUUGCCGUCUUGUGGGAUGCCAGCUCAGCCUACUUGCAAAGGACUCCAGGAGUCCAGUUCUCAGGGUGGGACAGGAGCUGGACAGUCAGUAUAGUAGGUUGGAUGGGAGAAGGAGACUGACACAGACCUCCGUAGCCCUCUCUCCUUCCUCAUCACUCUCUGCUGGCAUCUAGUUUCCUUUUUUCAUCAUCCCAGCUGUAAGCCUUCCUGUGCCCCACCUCCCAAGAGCAGGCUGGAGACCAGGAAGGGGCCACAGGGUUUUCUGGGGCCCAAGAAAGGACCUGAAAGUCAGUGAUACGUCAACCCAUCCCUCUUAAUUUGCCUUGUGAGGGUGAGCAGGAUGUAUUUAAGAUUCGAAGCUGCUGUAGAAGCCACUUGGCAAGCAGCAGUGAAGUAAGACCAGCUUGUUUCUAAGUAAGUAGCCUAGGGGAGGGUGGUCCAGAGCUUGUAUGGAGGUUAGCUUAGCUUCACACACAACUUCUGGGUCUGGAUAGAGUGGCUGUGUGCCUGCCCACAUGGUAAAAUGAGGAAGCAUGGACUCCUUCCUGUGGAGGUUAGGAGUCAGCUAUGUCUGUUGCUUCUAAUGGCAUCUUACUGGUCAGGACUUAGCUGCACGGCUACAGGUAGUUGCAAGGAAAAGUGGGGAAUGCAGCUUUGAGCCGGGCUGCCGUGCGCCUGCCUCAGCUUGAGAGUUCUGAAUUACCAGCAGCACCUUUGCAGGAGGGGUGCAAGUGAUCGCGCAUCACGGGACCCUACUCUCUCCCUGCCUGCCCUGGGAUUUGAGUGGGGACUUAACUUGUAGGUGUAUGGGAAGAGUGGGCGCCUCUCCCUGAGGCCCCCGAUGUUCCCUUGACGCCAGUAUGCAGGGCUGCCUGUGGAACGGUCCGUGUUUGUGCGUGCGUGUAUAUUUAUGGGCAUGGGUGCAUGCUUAGUGUGUAUUGUACAUGUCUGUAUCUGUGUGUCCCUGUACAAAGCUGGUGCAUAUGUGUAGGAGCCCAGGCUUGGCUUUCCUCUUCCUUAGGACCUGGAGCCCAUAGUCUCAUCUCCUGUGGCUCCUCAAGAUGCCCGAGGCAGGAAGCCCUUGGGGGAACCUUGAAAGCAGGAGGGAGAAGGGAGUACAGGGUCUGUCUGUCUGUCUGUUUUUUUUUCAGUGGGAGGAAUGGAAUCUUCCUAGCUGGAGGGCUGUUCAGCCGAGAGCCCACCACUCCCUCAGCCCCUCUUGAUCCACCUCUUCCUCUCAACAACACCCCAGUAUCUCCUGGAUGGAUCUCAUUUUGGAGGUGUCCUGAGGAGUUUCCUUUGAUGCGGCUCUCUCUUGAGCCAUUUGCCAGACAGUGGGCGUGGUCUGAGGGCAGCUCUGGCGACCGGGCACAAAGCAGGCUGAGGGCCCCUGUGGCUCCUCUCCUCCCGUUGAGGAACAUCCCUCAUGGAAUCUCCUCUUCAAAGAGCCUUCCUCUCUGGUUCCUCUUGGGGCUGAGGGGUGACUCCAGAAGUCUCUGGGGUACUUCUGGGUCCAUCUGAGACAGGGCACUCUCCUGAGAUACCUGUGGGUACUCCUGUGUGAUGCCUCCCCCUUAAAUGAAAUCCUCACCCCAUUCUCCUGGUUCCCUCACCUGCUUCAUAGAUGGCCCCAUUUCAGGAAUUUCAGGGCUCCUGCCCACAGUGACCAGUUCAGGGUGGGAGAAGGACACUGGGAAAGCACAUAGCCUCUGGGCUAGCCUUCCCUCUCAGACUAGUAGGGGGGAAGCUAAUAGAACAGUUUCAGCUAGGCAGGAAGAGGCCUGACUGUGGGCUGAGAGACCACCUGGGUGGGGUGGGAGCUAAAGAGUUUCACAUAUAACCACGGCAUACACUGGGAAUUUAAGGGACGGGGGACCCAGGACCAUUCCCCCAAUAUGAAGGGAAACCGAACUGAAUGUGAGUGUGGGCACAUUCUCCAGGAACCACUGGCCUGUGACCUCUAGACCGGAGGGGCCCUGUCUGGGCCUCCAGCUGGCCUCGUUCACCCAGGGGUCACAGCAGUUGUAGAGGGCAGGCAUGAUGAAGCUUUGGGGGCAAAGGUGAGAUUCAGGGUGGGAAAACAGGACACACCCCAGCAGAAGGUAGGGCCCUGGAAAAUGUGGAAUUUAAGGACACCAAUAAUAAUAAUAAUAACAAUAGUAUUAUUUUUUUUGUAAAGGAAAAAAAUCAAUAUGUACAUUCUGAAAUCAUUUUCUCUGUAAAUGGUUGAAUUUCAUUUCACCCUUAAAGGGAUGCUUAAAGGAGAAGAUAAUAUUAAUAAUAAAAAAGCAGCUGCAAAAUCUA
Molecule: messenger RNA, 4925 nt
Organism: Psammomys obesus (fat sand rat)
Lineage: Eukaryota; Metazoa; Chordata; Mammalia; Rodentia; Muridae
Gene: Mgat3
Product: beta-1,4-mannosyl-glycoprotein 4-beta-N-acetylglucosaminyltransferase
Exons: 2
Coding region: 309-1925 (538 amino acids)
Biological process (GO): N-acetylglucosamine metabolic process; protein N-linked glycosylation
Cellular component (GO): membrane
Molecular function (GO): beta-1,4-mannosylglycoprotein 4-beta-N-acetylglucosaminyltransferase activity
Source: RefSeq, a predicted model, not a curated record